AUGAAUGAUCAUGCAGCAAUCGAGAUCGUUGAACUGAACGAUGCGGCAGUUGGAACCGACACUGCCGGAUUCGAUGCCAGGAUGGUUGCAGAAGAGCGGUUGGACACGACAGGGACACGGCCAUCUGCACGCCCAGUUAAUGCUGACGCAGGAUCGGGCAAUGAUAUUGCAGUUGCUCGCCUGUUGGAUGGGAUUAGAAGCCUGCUAGAGGAAGCGCCUAGUGGCUUUCAAGCCGAAACCUCGCCUUGCACCAUCUUUAGGAUUCCCCCGCCUCUUCGUGGGAUCAAUCCUAAGGCCGAAGAGCCAGAAAUCGUGUCUAUAGGCCCGUACCACCGGGGCCGGCCCCAGGUGCUCGCGUUUGAAAGGCUUAAGCCGCUCUUCCUCAAGAGGUUCCUUCGCCGCACGGACUGGGACUUGGAGAAACUUACACAAUUUGUGGCAGGUCAGGAGAUUUCUGUCCGGACUCGCUACUCGGAAAAUGUGGCUAUGACGAGUGAUGACCUCGUGCAGAUGAUGCUACUUGACGGUUGCUUUGUGGUGGAACUCCUACUCCACUUUCACGAGAGCGGCAAUGAGGCUGACGAAAAUGACCCCAUCUUUGCACGGCCUCAGAUAAUCCCGAUGAUCAUUCGGGACUUACUGAAGCUCGAGAACCAGAUUCCGUACUUUCUUCUCCAGUUAUUGGUUAGUGGGCCGCUCCCACAUGAGGUAACAGCAAAUAUAGGCUCUUUGGCCACACUCGCGUUGAAAUUGUUCAAUCAGACCUAUCCGAGACCCAUGGCGCUUCUCAAAUGUUGGGGGACUCUUAAAUGUGAGCAUCUACUUGACCUGUUUUGCUCGAGUCUCUAUCCAACAAGCCGGGUCCGCCCCAACUACACAAAGGAGAAGUGGCCAUCGGCUCAGUCCGUACCAUGCGUGACCGAGCUUAGGCCCUCCGGAAUCAAAUUCAAGUCCAGGAAGGCGGACAGCUUGAUGGACAUAAGUUUCCGGAAACCGGUACUCCAAAAAUGGGUACUCCAGAUACCAUACAUCACAAUCGACGACUUCAUGACCACCGUGCUGAUAAACUGCGUGUCCCUGGAACAAUGCCGGGAAAGCAGGUCCAAGUACAUGACUGAUUAUGUCUCCUUCAUGCACUGCCUCAUCAAUCAGCCGAAGGAUGUGUCGCUCCUCCGUUCAGAUGGGAUCAUCGCACUAUAUUCUCAUGAUGACCAAUAUGUGGUUGAUUUGUUUGAUAAGCUCGGGAAGAGCAUUUCUUUCAAUGUUUAUGACUGUUUUCUGUCCAAGCAGUUCGAGGAGCUGGAAUCCUACUACCGCAGCAACUGGGCGAACAUGAUGCGCACUUACUUUUCCAGUCCGUGGUCAUCCAUAUCGGCCUUCUCAGCUUUCUUAGUCAUAGUUCUCGGCAUCACACAGACCGUUUUUGCUGUACUUACUUUUAUCUUCCACCGCUAGGAUUUGUUGUUUAGCAGAUAUGUAUCGGUUCAUUCUACAAAGCAGAAAGGACUGACCAUUUCGUGGGUAUUAAUGUACUACAUUUUCUGCCCUGAUGAAGGUGCUUCUACUGAAGAGCAUGGGAUGCCAAUCAUAGAGCUGUAGGAAAAUGUGGGGACUAAUGGGCUGUGAUUGCUUCUUGUUGUUCUGUUUUGGGGUUGUGAUUGGUUGUUGUAGUUGCAUUUUGGAGCUUUAGAUUGCUUCUUGUAGGACGCGCUGUGACCAUUGGCUAGUGGCUAGGUCAAGGGGAUCAGUGGGGUUUUAGCUCAUCUGUGGUUGGCUCUUUUUGUAAGCAAUUGAGUUUAUUUGUUUUGUAAGCUCCAUUUUAGUAAUGCAAAUAACUAAGUUCGUUCGAUGAAUUCGAGUGUUUAAUGAUGAGUUUUGCUUGAUGAUGCUA
Syzygium oleosum is the source of this 1891-nucleotide messenger RNA. RefSeq names its product UPF0481 protein At3g47200-like. The transcript has a single exon. NCBI's taxonomy places the organism in Eukaryota, Viridiplantae, Streptophyta, Magnoliopsida, Myrtales, Myrtaceae. The record is from RefSeq and is a predicted model, not a curated record. The coding region runs from base 1 to 1455 and encodes 484 amino acids.